CUUACCUGUCACUGAAUUCGGGAUUUCUUUACGGUUAUUAGCCAUAACAGAUUGUUGUAUUUACCUAGUCUCUAGCUUUUGCCGUCCUUAUGGUCCUUUUCAAUAAGUGUCAUAAAUCCGAUUAGAAAUGUCUUCGUGCGUUAUUUGAAAGUGCAGAGUGUAAAGUGGGUUUCUCAGGAAAUGGACUGGAGUGGAACAUUCUUAUCGAGCACGUACGUGUAAAAAUGGUGAUGUGUAGUUUGUUCUGUGUGCCUGUUUAGUCGAUAUAUUCAAUGCGAUUUUAUUAGAUAGUCAUUAAAUUCCCCGUAGCUUACUAUAACUAGCGAACUUUGAACAUUUUUAAAACUAUGAACGGAGAUAAUUGUUACAUAAACUGGCUGCAGCUAGAGAUAGAAUAAGCACGUGUUCUAUAAGCCAUUUAGCCUAGAAGUCAAAUGAAACAUCAUGAAGAACUAGCGGAGUACAGUGCGCAAGAUGGAAGCAGAUCCAUUCUUCUUGAGAAACAGUACCCGGAAGAUAGCGGGCGUAUUGUCAGUUAUGAAGUGCAGAGAACUGGGACAGCAACAUCAAAGUUUAUCUGAACUUAGAGAAACGCUUGAAAUAUCCAUCUGGCAUCAGCCUGCGCUUCUACUUCCUGAUGCUCCUGUCACCAGUUCAGCUUCAACAGUAAUGCUGCUGGAUUCGGAACGACGCCCGGUAGAGGCGCUAGUGGAGGCGCCGUUAGUUCUCCCGUCCGUCAGACCCGCGACUCGAAGUGCCGGCGUCGGUUGUAUAGACGCUUUGCUCCCAUUCGAUAUACCUGCUGAGGACGCUUGACACCAAAUCUUUUGUGUGAGGUCAACGAACAAGUCAGCGCUGCUGAAAGUGAGUUCGUGGCCAGACAUACCGGACUGUUCAGCAGGAAAUGGGAAAAAAGAGCACAUCAAAACCAGAAAGCUGAAGGAAACCAGUGAUGGAAGCCGUUACCGAGAGCUGACCCUCUGGUUUCUUCUCGUUAAGUUGUUUUAAUGAAUACGUCUACUGAAACUAUUUUACUUUGGAAGUUAGACCAUUUGGGACGCACGUGUUUUUCGGAUUUCUUUGAUUUCUUGAUAAUUUCUUAUCUUGUGUCCGAUAAUACGUACUAGUAAGUGAGAAGCGUGCCGCCAGAUGGAAGCACAAGUCUGCUGCUACUUCAUCUCCCUACUCGUCUUCCUGCUGCAGUGGGUGAUACCCGGAAUAUCACAGGUUUCCUGGACGCCCAUAUAUGUAGAUGGAAAUAGUCAGGUAGACCUGUGGACACAAGAAGCCAAGGGCUGCAGAUGUCCCUUCGAUUCGUCUCGACAAGACUGUGCGUGUUGCGUGCGAGAUGGGGGCUGCCACUGCGGGAGAGACUCACCUAACCGCUGCAGUCAGUGUGGCCUGGAGCAGCACUGCAGCAACAUGUGCAACAUUACAAUCGACUCGCGCAAUCUGGUCGCACGCUCAGGCAAGACUUUCGGGCAGAUCAAGUCGCCGUCCCUGGAAGGCCCAGGUUUCUGUUGGUACUUACUUCAGCCGGACACUGGCCAGCGCGUUGAGAUUCAAGUUUACCGCCUUGUAAGCGUCGGUCGCUUUAAUGGUAGCAGCUGUGAGGGGGGAUUCCUGCAGCUUGUGGAUGGAGCUGAGCCCCGUCCCCGACCAGGUGACUCACAGAUCUGUGGCAGUAAUGAACGUUAUGCUCCACCUGUGGUGCUGUUUGCAGAUCGGGGAUCUGCGACUCUGCUCUUCCACAUUGCAGAAUCCACCCUUCGUUCACAGUUCCUUGCCUACUUCAGCUUCACUCCUUCGAGCAGUGUUCAAGGUGUAGGAUUCCAGGCGCGAGGUGGCAGGCGCAUUGAACACACAGAAUGUGACUGGCUGUACCAGGACUUCUCAUGUCGGGAGCCUGGAUCCUGUGUGCUAGCAAGUCCUGGUUACCCAGGAUUGUACCCUCCGAACAGGCAGUGCAAGUAUCUUAUUGCUACAAGCUCAAUCCACACGCAGGUCCACAUUAUCUUCACAGCAUUGCUUCUACCCUACAAUCACUGUGGCACAGACUACAUAGCUAUCUACCAAGGAUCAACACCGUCCAGUCAACUUUUGACUACUCUCUGUGCCAACAGAAAAACACAGCUACAAUAUUCUGGGCCCAAUCUCCUCCUUGAGUUCAGCUCGGGCCCUCCUGUGCCACCAUAUGAUUAUAAUGGAUUCUUAGCAUCUCUUGAAUUUGUUGAGAAAUCGUUAAGCACAGAAUCCUCCAACGUUUUACCAGUAAAGACAACUGACCCUGGUGUUAUGAUGGAUGGAACAAGUGCCCCCCGUCAUGCAACGUCGAAAGCAGGGUGUGAAGUCCUGUACUCUGGCAAUGACACAAGAUCAGGACACUUCAACAGUCGAUCCUUAUCUUGGAAACCAUCAUGCAGCAUGACAUUUUUAGGAAGACCUACGGAUAUAGUGCAUGUGUCGCUUUUCAACUAUAUGCUCAGGGCACCUUCUUGCCAGUCUGUUGUGGAAAUAUAUGAUGGCCCAGCUGAGGAAGGUGUCAAACCAUCAAAACGAAUAUGCAGCCCUCUUACAAAGCACGCUCGGGAUCCUAGUGGGAGGUUCUUGGAGCAACAGACAUUUGUGUCUUCUGACAACAUUCUGAUGCUAGUACUGAGACGCCUUGGUCCCCCAACAUCAUCCACAGAAAGUGAUACAGAGUUUCUCAAUGGAGCCUUCCUCUUCCAUGAUGAGCACGUGGAUGGCACAUUGCAGCCUGAUACUCUCUGUGAUGUGGACUACUAUGGUCUCAGUAGUCCAUUGGAAGGGCAGAUCUCAAAUCCAGGAACACAGCAUCUCUUUUGGAACAUUGAAGGGGCUCUCAGAUGCUCACAGAGGUUCAUACCAGCAGCAAAUCAGAGUGUUACAAUUACAGUGUCAACGUUGGCUAGACUGUCCCCUGAUCCUCACUGCCACACACAGUGUGGAGAUGGAGGUUGCCACUGUGUAGCAAAUUUACUUCCUCUUUCUCAGAUGGACCAUUUGCUCUUAGUAACUGAUUCUGGUCAGGCUGUAUCCUGCCUCUGUGGAGAUUUCCAGCAACAAUGGCUUCCAGUAAGUCUACGCAGCUGGUCACCUUUAAAGGUUGUCUACUCAGUUGCACAUUACAGCUGGAAUAUGAAGGGAUUUGUGUUCAAGGCGGCAUACACCUUUAACAAUGAUGCAGCUUGUGGACACACUACAAUCACACAUCCUGCAGGAGAAAUUAUAUCAAAAAACAUCUCAUCUGCAAGUAUGACAUUAAACUACUACUUCCACCAGGAAUGCAUAUGGCUUCUGGAUUCCAAAAUAGAAAGACAACUAACAGUUGAGCUGGCAACACAUCAAAAUCGUCCAUGUACAGCCUGGAAUGUAAGUGUCCAUGAAUACGAAGAAAAUAGAAGUGAUGGUGUUGGUCAGCUGCUCCACACAUUCUGUCCACGUGAUCGUAGUAAAGAAUAUUCACUGCCUUGGAAAAUGAAUACUGUAUUACUUAGGUUACAAGCUAUGACGAGAACUCUCCCACAAUAUGCCAUUCGAUGGAACUCACAAAUAGUACGGGCCAAUACUCGAGUGUCAGGUCCUACAACAUCACCAGGACACAAUGCAGGUACAAGUACUGUCAUUUGUGCGAUAUGGACUUGUAUAAGCAUUGUGCUACAGACAGUGGUAGCAAAAUAGACCAGCAAGUUGGGCUUGUAUAAUUAAUAAGAGUCCACUGCUCAAUCAGGACUCGAUCAAUAACAUCAUGGCACACUCGUUUUUAAUAUUAUUAUUAUUGUAGCCCAUGCACUGAGGCAGAUCUGUAAAAUAUAGUGAAGUAUGCCAGCGAAUGUGUGUGAAUGAAGUGAAAGUUUGUGUAUCAUGCUCAAGUGUUCACAGAAAAUUAAAAAGGACGCAGAACAAAUUUGUAAUGUGACAUUGUAAAUAUCUUAUUAUUUACAUACAGAUUUCUUCCUGAAUGUGUGAAUAGCAAUUAAUAGUCAAAGGACUCUUAAUUGAGGUGCUUGUCCAUACAUGUAGUAUCACUGAAGGGCUUGUCCAAGAUUUUUCAUUGUUACUUACAUCUUCAGAACUCAAGAAAUAUAAUGAGGCUUCCAUCUCAAGAAACAAAUCUGUUGUGUUGGACCAUUCUGUUGCAGUCAUAUCUUCCAUGUAUGGAUUAGUGUUAUAUUUGUGUAGUAUGUGGUACAAUAUGGUGCAGUUAACAAUAAUUUUGUAAACAAGACUUAUGUUAAUGAUGCAUUAAUACUCCAGUGAUUCUUUACUCCCCUUUUAUCAUUCUUCCUGUUGCAUUUGACACAAGUUGACAUCAUAUACAGAGGUAAAGGAUUAGUACUAUAUUUCGUGAUGAUACUUGACCUGCUUGUGGAGGUGUACCUCCAGCAUUUCAUAAUAUUUGGCACUAGGUGAAGGUUAGUGGUUAACUCAGCUGCUUUGUCCCAGGGGGACAAAACCCUUGAAAACCAUUGGAUGGGAGGCUACCUACUACCUG
This is a messenger RNA of Cryptotermes secundus, 4516 nucleotides long. RefSeq lists its product as uncharacterized. Gene Ontology annotation, cellular component: plasma membrane. The record is from RefSeq and is a predicted model, not a curated record. Lineage: Eukaryota; Metazoa; Arthropoda; Insecta; Blattodea; Kalotermitidae. The coding region runs from base 1150 to 3702 and encodes 850 amino acids. The transcript is spliced from 20 exons.